Messenger RNA from Colletotrichum tamarilloi, 390 nucleotides. RefSeq lists its product as uncharacterized. The transcript has a single exon. The record is from RefSeq and is a predicted model, not a curated record. Lineage: Eukaryota; Fungi; Ascomycota; Sordariomycetes; Glomerellales; Glomerellaceae. Bases 1 to 390 code for a protein of 129 amino acids.
AUGGACCAUCCAAUCCGGGAGCUGACCGCCUUUCUCGGCCUUCUCAUUUGUGGAUGCUCUUUAGAAGGCCCUGUCUUGUUCGGUCGAGUCCAAGUCUCAAAGAAGAACACGAGGCAAGAUGAGAUCCAACAUCGCUCUCGCCAGAGUCGGCAACCUGUUGCCAAAGUAGCAAACACUACGGGACCUAAUUCGACGGGGCUUGAACUUUCACCCAGCAUGGGUCUUUGGAGAACCAACAGCAAUGAAGAUCAUUCCCAGAAAACGAUCAGGCUGAUUGCCAUAUUUGAUGCCAUUCAACGGGGGCUCCAGCGGUUGACUAGUCAUGUUCCGCUCAUGGACAUCCAUCAUGCAACCAUGAAGCGAGGCUCCUCACAUGGGAUGAUCGGAUGA